CAGAAGCUACACAAGCAACAACAAGAACCUUCCGCUGAAGCAACCAGAACGAACCCCAUUGAGAAGUUGCUCAGUCGAUUCCAGUACGUGGUUUGGAUCGAUACCCUAUCGUUCACCGGACGGUUAUUCUCAUUCUUAGCCUGAUUUUGUAGUAUCCUUCAAUCGCCAAGAUGCCGAACUACCACAAGCCCGAGAGCAAAACUGUCCAGGAGCUCAAGGACAUGGCCAACCGGCUGAGAAUCCACUCCAUCACUUCUACCCAGGCUUCGAAAUCCGGACAUCCAACAUCAUGCUCAUCGAUAGCCGAAAUCAUGUCGGUGUUGUUCUUCAACACCAUGCGUUAUAAACUUUCUGAACCAAGAGACCCAUCCAGCGACAGACUUAUCCUAUCAAAGGGACAUUCAGCACCAAUCCUAUAUGCGGCUUGGGCUGAAGCUGGUCUGUUCCCAGUUUCAGAAUUACAAAAUCUACGCAAAAUCGAUAGCGAUUUAGAAGGACACCCAACACCACGUCUGAACUUCAUUGAUGUCGGAACUGGAUCUCUCGGACAAGGUGUUGCUGUUGGUUGCGGUAUGGCUUACGUUGGCAAGCAUUACGAUAAAGCCGACUACAGAACCUACGUAAUUGUUGGUGAUGGAGAAUCGGCAGAAGGUUCCAUUUGGGAAUCCCUCCACUUUGCUGGACAUUACAAAUUGGACAACCUUUGCGUUAUCUUCGACGUUAACCGAUUGGGUCAGUCAGAGCCAACAUCAUUGCAACACAGACUGGAUAUUUACAAGGCCCGUUUGGAUGCAUUUGGUUUUAAUGCCAUUGUUGUUGAUGGUCACGAUGUAGAAGAGUUAUGUAAAGCCUUUUUCGAAGCUGCAAAUACAAAAUCACAACCAACAGCAAUUAUUGCAAAAACCUUCAAAGGCAAAUUCUUCCCAAAUAUCGAAGAUCUUGACAACUGGCAUGGAAAGCCACUAGGUGAUAAGGCAGCCGAAACUAUUGCUUAUUUGGAAGGGCUCAUUAAGAAUAAAACGCUUUCUUUGAAACCACAAGCCCCUAAAGGAGCUGUUCAACAGAAUAACAUCACCAACAUACACUUAGCUACACCACCGGAAUAUAAACUAGGCGAAACUGUAGCAACACGUCUCGCUUAUGGUACUGCUUUGGCGAAAAUCGCUGUGAAUAACUCACACGUAAUUGCUUUGGACGGAGAUACCAAGAACUCCACCUUUUCGGAUAAGUUGAAGAAAGCUUUCCCAGAACGUUAUAUUGAAUGUUUCAUUGCUGAACAGAAUUUGGUUGGUGUAACCAUUGGAGCUGCCUGCCGCGAUCGCACAGUUGCUUUCGCUUCCACUUUCGCAACCUUCUUCACAAGAGCCUUCGAUCAAAUCCGAAUGGGCGCAAUCUCGCAAACAAAUGCUAACUUUGUAGGCUCUCAUUGUGGCGUCAGUAUUGGUGAAGAUGGACCCAGCCAGAUGGGUUUGGAGGAUAUUGCUAUGUUCCGUGCAGUUCCGGGAAGUACCAUUUUCUAUCCAUCCGAUGCAGUUAGUUGCGAACGUUCAGUUGAAUUGGCAGCCAAUACAAAAGGAAUUUGCUUCAUCAGAACUUCACGACCCAAUACUGCUGUUAUCUACAAUAAUAAUGAGAAGUUUGAAAUUGGCAAAGGCAAAUUGGUUAAGAAAUCAGAUAAGGAUCAAGUUCUUCUCAUUGGUGCUGGCAUCACUCUUUAUGAAGCUUUAACUGCCGCUGCUGAACUUGAAAAGAGCGGGGUAUCGGCCCGUGUUUUCGAUCCAUUCACUAUUAAGCCCUUGGAUCGCGCUGCUAUUGUUCAAAAUGCACAAGAAUGUGGAGGACGAAUUGUUGUUGUUGAGGACCACUACAAAGAGGGCGGUUUGGGUGAAGCAGUGAUGGCAGCUGUGGCUGAUCAACGCAAUAUUGUCGUUAAGCACUUGGCUGUACCAAAAGUUCCACGAUCUGGACCACCGACUGUUCUUAUUGAUAUGUUCGGCAUUUCGUCACGUCAUAUCAUCUCGAAUGUUGCUGAAAUUCUAAAAUUAUAAGAAGCGGGGGCAAGACAUUGUGAGAAGAUUAACUUCUAAAUGGGGAAAAUGUUCAAAUGUCAACUAUUUUUCAAGGUCGAAUGCAUACAUCAUUUGAACCUCAUUAGCGCGUAAGGGCAAAAUUUUCAUUUUUCUACGAUACGUUUUGAAAAUACUUUUGUGA
This is a messenger RNA of Hermetia illucens (black soldier fly), 2211 nucleotides long. Its product is annotated as transketolase-like protein 2. The transcript is spliced from 5 exons. The record is from RefSeq and is a predicted model, not a curated record. The coding region runs from base 171 to 2048 and encodes 625 amino acids. Lineage: Eukaryota; Metazoa; Arthropoda; Insecta; Diptera; Stratiomyidae. Gene Ontology annotation, molecular function: thiamine pyrophosphate binding; transketolase activity.